UCCCCACUCACUUCACUGGUUUCAUUUCUUCCACUUUUGUCUCGAGGUGGUUUCGCCUCGUCCAUCGUUUCCGAUACUUCAUUGUUUGCCACUUGUUCGUCUUGCAACCGAGGAUAAAGUUUUGGCCAUCGACAUCAUAACUUUGCGUGUUGUUUGUUUAUCUCCGAACUGGCCAUUCUCACUCCUUCUUUCUACACGGUCAUAGCCUUCAGCUUCCGCGUCCUCUCUUGUCUCUUUGCCCCAUUAUCAAGCGCAUCCGGAUACACAACAUGCUACAUCACAUCGCCGCCGUGGGCGGUAGCCUCGCCAGGAGGUAUAUUGAAGAUGGCCUGGAAGCCAACGAACCCAGCGGCAGCAACCCUCCAGCUUCCAAUGACGAGGCCGUCCUCGCUGGACUUCCUUUCGUUAUAUACUUCAUCACGGGCCUCCUUUUCAUCUAUCCCGCUGUUGGAGUCUUUUAUACAGCGCACAGCGUCUUCCCAACGCUCGCUAUGAUUGAAGACCCCAACCCACCGCCUGAAUAUACACCCAUCUCACUCGAUGCUCAAGAAGGCUCUGUGCCCUCGGGCGAAUUUCAGGUCGUGGAAGCCAACGAAAAGCCCAUCACCUCGUCCCUACGCACUACACAUCGCCUUCUCUGGGUCUGGGGCCGGGAAGGCUAUUUCCGCGGGCUCAUUUGCGCGCUCAUAACCGUAUUUUCCACAGUUAUUCUCGCCGCUCUUAUCACUGUUUACACCUUCCUGCCACACUUCGUUGGCAGCUUCAUCGCUACUGUUUUGCUCACGCAACUGUCAACCGCUUGGGUACACAUCGUCAUAACGCCUCCCUCCGCUCGCCCCUGGUACAGCCGCGUUCUGCCGUUCCGCUAUGUUUUCCAAGCUACUGCCUUGCCUUUGCUAGUUCACUGGGCUACAAGUGUCGUAGCGGUCGAACUCCCUCGGCUGUUGGCUGUUAUGAUUGGACUGCCACUUCGCCUGUUCGAGGAAGCGGACGACAACAUGGACAUGGACCUCCAGCUCUCUUCGCUUUUAUUGAAGGGCAUUCCAGUGGCUGCUCUGGCUCUCUUCCUGUACCUUUUUGCCGUGAUCCCGGCUCAAGUCAUCCUCAGGCGUGUGCAAGCCUCACUACUUCCACCCACUGAAGAUGCCAUCGUCCCCUUUGACCGGUCCUUCAAAGGCAAGCUAGACCCAGCGGUGCUGGGUGGCGGCAGCGAGACAUUCUUGACCAUGAGGGACGCCUUGACCACUUUCGGGAGGGAAGGCUGGACUAGACUGGUCAAAAUGUACCUCAAGGUCUUUGGGAUAACGGUUGCAUUUUAUUUUGCUGUUGCGGCAACAUUCGCCUUGGAAGGCGGGGUUAUUAUGACUCUCAACUGGAUGCUUUCCGGUGGCAAGUAAAUGGGAAAGUGGGUGGAAAUGAUGUUGUAAUUUACCACUCUUCAACCAAACCACUUUUAUUUACACAUUACAAAUAUCCAAUUUCAUCCACUUUGCCCAACCUCAUCGGCUUAGCCAGAAACUUGUCCGCUUCCCUAGAGCAAAUCAUAAUCUCGGGCCUGAUCUUUCUUCUGUCAACAUGGCGACAUACAACUAAGUCAGAGAACAUUCAUUUGUCAACCAGGUAUCAUUCCAAAAUUAUUGAUUCAUUACCGCGUCAGACCAUGCGCAUGUCGUAUAAUCGCUAAUUCCCUUCUAUAUCACCUUAUUUUCGCCCUCUUUUCAUCCCACUCAACACCCGCCCCUUUACUUCUGACCACCAGGAGUCCCAGCCUUUUCACCACCCCCCGCGGCCCUCGCCUCCUCCGAAUCUCCCUUCACACCAUCUGGUUUGCCCUUGCUCUCCUUCUGGAGCUUUUGUCCGGCCUAAAUGCCCAGUUGCCAUUAGCACACAUACACCAUUCAGCAUAUCACCAAGAACAAACAACCGAUACGUAGCUGAUUUCAGACAGCCAGCUGGACAGACAGGCAGAAAGAGGGAUGGAUAUCCGCAAGAACCACACAAUAUAUGAAAAUGUAAAGCCCACCUCUGUAGGACCCUGGUUAGAAGGCGAAUCACCCUGUGUCUGCGAGCCAACGGACACGAAGCCCUUUUGUCCGUUUUGCGGGGACUUGGAGGUGCCGAGCUCCGUGGCCAUGGUCCGUCUGGGAACCAUAGGGAGCAGGCGGGCACGGUUGGGAAGGCGGGUCAGGAGACGGGACAUCUUGGGUUAUGUGUAUCAAGUUGUCUUUUUCCAAUGUUGGCCGCUUGUUUAUGUGGUGAGAAUGGCGAAUAAUAACGAAUGUAUUGCUGUCUGUACGCAGUAUUAGCUGACUUAUAAUACCAGUGGUGACGA
Molecule: messenger RNA, 2332 nt
Organism: Neurospora crassa OR74A
Lineage: Eukaryota; Fungi; Ascomycota; Sordariomycetes; Sordariales; Sordariaceae
Exons: 2
Coding region: 270-1397 (375 amino acids)
Source: RefSeq, a predicted model, not a curated record